Molecule: messenger RNA, 2922 nt
Organism: Procambarus clarkii (red swamp crayfish)
Lineage: Eukaryota; Metazoa; Arthropoda; Malacostraca; Decapoda; Cambaridae
Source: RefSeq, a predicted model, not a curated record
ACAAUCUGAAAGUCCGAUCCCACGAUCGUCGUCGCCCCAAAAUCAACACAACAAAGUUUACGUCCGUCUGGCCAUCCAAUGCCUUUAAUGCAGUUUUUUUAGGGCUUCCUUAUGAUGUGAGGUCUUGUAAAAGACUUCAAGACAAUAAAUGGAAUAUAAGUAGUACCAGAAAAAAUUGAUUACAGAACUCAUAAAGAUUUAGGACAUAUCAAAGAAGUGAAGAAUAUCAAUUGCUUCAAUGGAACAUGAUAUUCACCAAGGGAUGAUAUCUAGAGAUGAAUAUAUUUUGCCACAAGGCAUGCUGCAUGAUGCAUUAGGUCGUGGUGCCAUGGAACGUGAGGCAGUCGUGGGAACAAAUAAUCUGAUGGCUGUUUCUAAUGAAGCUCAAAAGAGACCCUCUGUAUUUCCUAUGGAGGCAAGGGAUGCCAAAAAAUCAAGAUCCAAAACACUUCAGUUCAUAUGCAGCAUACCAGAAUGUGCAGAAAAGUUUAAUUGCCAGGAGAAUCUGGAAACGCACAGGAAAUUACACUUGGGCGUGAAACCAUUUACAUGUGAUGUUUGUGGUAAAGUUUGCCAGACAGAGAGUAAGCUUAAGAAUCACCAAGCUUCCCAUGCUAAUGAUGGCAUUAAACCAAAAUGUGACAUUUGUGAACGGAGCUUCUCAAGUCGUAGUGCACUAAACAAACAUAAAAAAAUGCUUCAUAAACAUAAACCCCAUGUUUGUCCACAUUGCCACUCAGGGUUUGAAAAGCGCAGAUAUAUGGUCGUCCAUGCUAAAAGAGCCCACAAUGCAGAUCUACCGCUGGAAAUGAAGGAGUCCGAGUCUCCAGUGUCAGCUGAAAAUUUUGAAAUGAACAACUUGGAUUCAAAUCCCAAUUUAAGUGACUGUAAACAUUUUUAUAAAGAAAAUUAUUCUUUACCUAUAAAUGAAGACCCACUGACACAUUCAACUGCCCCUAACAAUUCCCUUGAUCCCUUAGUGGAACAUGCUCAGCCUACCCAGUCAGAUUUAUCUCUUGUACAAAAGAAAACUAAUGUUCCUGGUGCUUUCUCUGUAUGUGCUCCAAUUUCUUGCGAGUUUUGCACAUCAACUUUUCCCUCAAUAGCUUAUUUGGAGCAGCACAUGGAAGUUCAUUUAGGUGAGAAAACAUAUGCCUGUCAUAAUUGUGGGAUUAGUGUCUCCAGUCUACUUGACUUAAGUAGUCAUUUGAAGCUACACACUACAGGAGUUGAGAGUUCAAACUUUAUCCCACCAAAUUACAGCAAUGGAAACUUCAAUCAGUUUGUUCCUCUACCUGCGCAGCAUGGGAACACCAGAAGUUCACAGAUGUUUGAUAAAUAUAUUUGUAUAGAAUGUAAUGAGCAGUUCUUAAACCUUGGCAGCCUCAAACGCCACCAAGCUAAAGGCCACAGUAAUGCUGUGAUGAAUGCCUGAUGUAACAUUAGUCUUAGUUCAUUCAAAAUGCAGACAAAUUCGAUCCAUCUAUGACUUUUAAUUGCAUGAUCAGUUGUAUUUAUAUUCAUAAUUUGCAAGACAAAAAUACAAUUAGUGUAUAUAUACUGUAUAACAUUUUACAGUAAUAUAAUCCAUCUAUAGCAAUAGUUACUUUGUUUAUAAAUACAGGUAAAUAACAUGGUACAGAAGAAAAAUAGUUUCUAAGCUGAUAAAGAGAGUGACAAGGAUUAUUUUGCUCUUGGAUGUUCGUACACAGAGCUAGUAGGAGCUAGUUCUCCACUUUAUAAAAUUGUGCAUAUUGCAUUAAUAAAAUUGUGCAUAUUGCAUUAAGUUCCUAUUUGUAUACAUUAUUACUGUAUAAUUAUAUUAUAUAUUUGUUGAAUGUUAUGCAUGUUGAAGGAUUACAUGUGAGUGUAAUUGUCUAAUUGUAGUUCAGCUCAAGUUAUGAUGACCCGACUUUCUCAAACAUUUCAUCAGAUUACAUUUUAAAUUCUACUGUGUUUUUAUAGCAUUCUUUACUUUUUUCAUCUGAAUUUACCUGAGAGCCACAAUCUCUCUAGUGUCUUCAAAAGGGACAGGAAGCUGAUGGUUUGUCAAAGGUUGUCCAAUUGUUCCUGAGGAUUUUUUCUAUCAGAGUUUUAAACUGAAGUACAAUAAAGUCUUGGCAUUUAUAACUUCAAUUGGUAGGUGGUUUCAUGUAUUUAUAACCCUGUUGGUGUAAAAGCAUCUGUUUUCUGUCCUACAUUGUGGCUUGUUGAGCUUGAAGCUGUUGCCCCAUGUCUUGUAAUCUGUUCCACAACUGUUCCCGAAGAAGUAUUUCCUCAUGUUUUACUUGGAGAGUUCUUAAUGGUGGCUCUUUGAUGCUUGCCACCUGGCAAGCUCCAUCCAAUUCAAUCCAUGCCAGACCUUUUCGAAUCAUAUAUAAGCCUAACAGGGACAAAAGUCAAAACCUGGCUCCUCUUUGAGGCACAAGGAGAAGGGAAAUGUAGAUCACCCCUAAUCAAGAAAAGGGUACCAGAAAGGUGGAUGAAUCAAAACAGAUGACAGCAAGGUUGACAAAGCAUAGAAAAUGGGACAUUGAAGCCAUGUGACUCAUGAACCACAUGGUGGUGAAGCAAUUCUCACAUUAGUAGCACCUGUGCACCUCAAGGGACUGCAUACCUUCCUUCUCGAUCUACAAACUUUGAAUCCUUAGUCAUAUUACUUGGCGCUUACUUUAAUCACAUUUGCGGUAAUGCUUCUCUUUCUGUCCCAGUUUUUUCAGAUAAGUGCAGUCCAUCCUGGAAUCUGUGUUUGUUCUAUGGGGCCAUUUGCUUGUGUAUUUGUUGAGUUUUAGCAUUUGUUUUGCAAUGCAUGUACAGUGUGUGUGUGUGUGUGUGUGUCUGUGUGUACUCACCUAUUUGUGCUUGCAGGAUUGAGCAUUGGCUCUUGGAUCCCGCCUUUCCAGCCAUCGGUUGUUUACAGCA